This is a messenger RNA of Paracoccidioides brasiliensis Pb18, 834 nucleotides long. RefSeq lists its product as uncharacterized. Gene Ontology annotation, cellular component: endosome; trans-Golgi network. The coding region runs from base 1 to 834 and encodes 277 amino acids. Gene Ontology annotation, biological process: phospholipid translocation; retrograde transport, endosome to Golgi. The transcript has 4 exons. The record is from RefSeq and is a predicted model, not a curated record.
AUGUGGCUUACCACACUUAUCUUUGACUAUGCGGCGUCAGUUUUCCUCGUCCUUUCUCCCCUCACGUCGUAUUCAGACCAAAUAUAUAGCAUACAUAGGACGAAAAGUUCUGCUGGAUUUUCGCUGGAUAUUCCAUUGAUAAUGCUUGUGGCUUCGAUAUUAAAGUUGUUUUACUGGUUUGGCGCUUAUUAUUCGCUCGCGCUCCUCUAUCAGGCAAUCAUCAUGAUCGGAGUACAAUUGGUUUUGCUAAAAGUGGCCCUGGAUAAUCGAGCGCCAGCUGGGAUAAAGGACGGGAUUGAACAUCUACCGUUUAGUGGGCAAUCGGCAGGAGGUCUGUCUGCGGGCUUCUCGAGACCAUAUAACUUUUGGCAGUGGAGAGCUAAUAGGCCUUACUGGACAUUCCUCUCCUAUUUCGUCACAUCCCUCUUUAUCAUCCACGUCUUUCUCCGCCCCAUCUCGCGAUCGCAAUCCUAUAUUGCACUUCUUGGCUUUGCGGGAUUAAGCGUGGAAGCAUUCCUCCCCGUGCCACAGAUAAUAUCUAACCAACGUGCGCAAUCCUGCAAAGGCUUUCGUGUCUCCGUGCUCGCGUCGUGGAUUCUUGGAGACGCAAUGAAGAUGGGAUAUUUCUUUUACGAUGCCCAUUCAGUCCCAUGGGCUUUUCGUCUUUGUGCGAUUUUGCAAUGCAUCUGUGACUGCUACCUUGGUGUACAAUAUUGGAUGUUCGGGAAUGGGAUCCCGGCAAAACUUGAUGUUGACCGGAUUGUGGCGACUAGCAGGUUUGAUCAUGGUGAUGGUAGGUGGGGGAUGAAGGAUACCGAUGUGCGAUUGUCAUAG